CGAUGGCCACGAUGUCCUUCAAAUGCACACCCACUACCGUCAGUUAUUUCUUACAACAAGCUCAAUGGCGCGGUAUAAAAUAUAGAACGGCGGACAAGCAGACAUCCUACGCUUUCUCCAGCCUGAAUGCCGACAAAACCGACAUCGCCGCUCUCUCGCGCCUCCCGAUUACUGGACAUCUUUAUCUGGCCCCUGGCUAACCAACCACUUACAUUCGUCGCCGGGAUUUUUCUCAUGACGUUCAAGCUAUGGAUCGCAACCACACAACUCUAUUGCAUAUGCCCUGUCGCUCCUGGAUCGCACAGAAGAGCACGUACUGCGACGAACACUCCCCCACACCCCACCCCCUUCCCCACAAUCGUCCGCUGCAACGCUUCCAACAUUUUUCGCGCGCAUUCUCCUCAGUUGAUACGAUGCCCAUAUAAUUGUGGUCCUUAUGUCGCGAAGGAGGCGAUUGGAGACGUGCAAAGGGCUCGAAGGUCCGGAAGGCAGAUGCAUGAGCGGGUGUCGGUAUUGUUAGCAAUGAAUGCAUCGUGAUCCGCGAACGCGCCGACAGUACUCUGAUUUGCCGUCGACAAUGUCUGACGGAACUCUAACCUCAACACAUAAAUCAUCGGUUCUCAACCUCGAGCGACAAUCUUUCGUGCAAUAAAUUCCCCGUUUCCUGCCAAUCUCGAAGCUGAUGACCCUUUCAUCAUAUGAGGCUGGUGUCCCGACACCAGGUACGCUCGUGUAUCCGAGCAUGAGACCAUUGCGC
Laetiporus sulphureus 93-53 is the source of this 757-nucleotide messenger RNA. RefSeq lists its product as uncharacterized. Bases 127 to 537 code for a protein of 136 amino acids. The record is from RefSeq and is a predicted model, not a curated record. The transcript has 2 exons. Lineage: Eukaryota; Fungi; Basidiomycota; Agaricomycetes; Polyporales; Laetiporaceae.